AUGGGUCUUCCGAUGGCAAAACAUCUUCUUAUCAACAACCACGAAGUGUAUGUGUACAAUAGGACGAGUACCAAGGCGAUGGAUCUUGUAAAGGAAUUUCCUUCCUCUUGUCAUGUAAUUUCUUCGUCCGAUGAAGAUAUUCAAAGAGUACUUGCUGAUCAAUCGAUUGGAAUUAUUAUUUCCAUGUUAUUUGAUUAUCAAAAUAUUGUGGAUGUCGUGUUUCAAAAUUUGGAUAAAUUGGGUGGAUCACCAUUGAGUGGAAAGGUGUUUAUUCAGAUGAGUACCAUUUCUGUGGAACAAUCGGCAAGAUUAGAUGAAUUGACAGGUAGAUGUGGUGGUGAAUUUAUUGAAGCACCCGUUUUGGGAACUAAUACAGUUGCCAUUGCUGGAAAGUUACAAGUUUUAUUGGGAUGUUCAAAGGAAUUAUUUGAAAGAGUGGAAUCUUUGAAUGUUUUACAAAAUUUUGGAAGUCUUAAACAUGUAGGAGAAAAAUCAAAAGCUAUCAAAAUGAAACUUUCACUCAAUUUCCUUGUUGCCUCCCUUACAGGUGUGUUGGCCAACUCUAUUUCACUUGUCCAAUCAAAUGAUCUCGAUGUAAAUAUGUAUGCAGAUAUUGUCAGAGAUAGCGCCCUCUAUUUUAAAUAUUUUGAUAUGAAACUUCCAAGGUUAUUAAAUCAUGAUUACUCGGAUAUGAACUUUUCAGUCAAUGGUAUUGUCAAGGAUUUGGAUUGUAUUGAAAAGAUGGCAGAAGAUUCAAAAGUUAACACCAAUCUUAUUUCCACAAUCAAAAAUCUCUACGAACAAGCUGGUAAUAGAGAUGAACAAAUCAAGGGUCAGGAAGAUUUUGCCUCUGUCUUUGAAAUAAUGAAGAAGGAAUGA
Messenger RNA from Naegleria gruberi, 879 nucleotides. RefSeq lists its product as uncharacterized. The record is from RefSeq and is a predicted model, not a curated record. The transcript has a single exon. NCBI's taxonomy places the organism in Eukaryota, Heterolobosea, Eutetramitea, Acrasida, Naegleriidae. Gene Ontology annotation, molecular function: NAD binding; oxidoreductase activity, acting on the CH-OH group of donors, NAD or NADP as acceptor; NADP binding. The coding region runs from base 1 to 879 and encodes 292 amino acids.